CCCCGCGCCCCGGAAGCGGAAGUGGCGCAGGGCGGAGCAGUUAAAGGUGACCUUUGCAGGCAUCCGAUAUCUGCAGAGAGUGUGAGCGGGCGGCGCCAUGGGGCCCGAGUUCGGCCGCCUGGCCUACGUGCGGCACAUCAUCACCUACUCGCUGUCGCCCUUCGAGCAGCGGCCCUUCGCCAAGUACUUCAGCGUCGGCCUCCCCAACCUCUGGCGCCGCUUCCGCGGCCAGGUCUUGCGCGUGGGGCCGCUGUUCAUGGCGGGCUACGCGUUGUACUUGUGGGCCAUAGAGGAGGAGCAGCGCCUGAAGAGGAAGAACCCGGCGGACUAUGUGAAUGACGAGUGAGCGCGGCCCUUGCGCGUGGGGCAGCCUCCACAAUAAAGCCUCAACCUGA
Molecule: messenger RNA, 395 nt
Organism: Alligator mississippiensis (American alligator)
Lineage: Eukaryota; Metazoa; Chordata; Crocodylia; Alligatoridae
Product: cytochrome b-c1 complex subunit 8
Exons: 3
Coding region: 98-346 (82 amino acids)
Biological process (GO): mitochondrial electron transport, ubiquinol to cytochrome c
Source: RefSeq, a predicted model, not a curated record